Messenger RNA from Pieris brassicae (large cabbage white), 650 nucleotides. RefSeq names its product mediator of RNA polymerase II transcription subunit 11 (gene MED11). Gene Ontology annotation, molecular function: transcription coregulator activity. Gene Ontology annotation, biological process: regulation of transcription by RNA polymerase II. The record is from RefSeq and is a predicted model, not a curated record. The coding region runs from base 220 to 630 and encodes 136 amino acids. Gene Ontology annotation, cellular component: mediator complex. The transcript is spliced from 2 exons. Lineage: Eukaryota; Metazoa; Arthropoda; Insecta; Lepidoptera; Pieridae.
UUAAACCGUCGUAGUUCGUGAUCUGUGUUUAUUUUUUUGUGUUUACCAGUUUUAACUUCAUAUCGUCAUUAAUUUGAUUAAUUUAUAAUUAUAAACAAGUAAUAUAUGUUAAACAUAAGUUAUUAAAUAUUGUAUUAACUGUGAUCAUAGCUUCACACUUAGUAUUAAUUAUUGCUUUGUUAUUAAUAAAAACAAUACAUUAAAAACUCAAGCACUGAAAUGGCUGGUCCCAUGGAUAGAAUUCAAGUAUUGGACGAAAUUGAGAAAGACAUCAUCACUUGUCUGCAGUGUGCUGCUCAAGCACUUCUUGAACUAGGGAAAGAAAAAUCAAGUCAAAAACAAGCAGAGAGUAACACAUCACAAUUUUUAAGAACACUCAGCCAAGUGGAGUCAAAAUUAAGUGACCAGAUUAAUUACCUGACUCAGGUGUCUACAGGGCAACCUCAUGAGGGUUCAGGUUAUGCUUCUCAAAAAGUUUUACAAAUGGCAUGGCACAGAUUAGAGCAUGUUCGAUCAUGGAUUAAUGAAUUGGAGAGGUUAAAGGCUUCACAUUUAGCUGCAAGUAAUAGAACAGUUACUGGCAUACCUAAUGGUGGUACUAUGACCUCAUCAGGAACCAGCACUCAAUAAAUAUCAUAUUUGACCAUUUA